Daucus carota subsp. sativus is the source of this 2103-nucleotide messenger RNA. Its product is annotated as pentatricopeptide repeat-containing protein At1g74630-like. The record is from RefSeq and is a predicted model, not a curated record. NCBI's taxonomy places the organism in Eukaryota, Viridiplantae, Streptophyta, Magnoliopsida, Apiales, Apiaceae. The transcript has a single exon. Gene Ontology annotation, molecular function: zinc ion binding; protein binding; RNA binding. Bases 184 to 2103 code for a protein of 639 amino acids. Gene Ontology annotation, cellular component: intracellular membrane-bounded organelle. Gene Ontology annotation, biological process: RNA modification.
AUGCUCACUCAUCUCUCAGGUAUAUAAGCUAAAACAUUCAAAAAAAAUAAUGCAGAGCUUAAUUGUUUAGUCUUCAAAAUUUUCAAAAUCGAACGGCACAAAUUAAAACCAAAACCGCCACUAUCAUUUAAAAAUCUAAAACAAUUUAUUUGCCAAAGUGGUGGCAAGCGAGAAUACGAAAAGAUGCAUGGUGAACAUCUUUGUAAAUCACUCUUAAAAUCAUGCAAGUCCCUAAACUGUAUCAAACAAGUUCAUGCUUUUGCUUACAAAACUGCCUUAAAAAACGACCCUGUCAUAGCUGGAGAGUUCAUACUCUGUUGUGCAGUGUUAAUCACCAAUGCUAUCGAAUACGCGCAACGCUUCUUUCUUGAAAUCACUCAACCAGAUGUCUUCAUGUACAAUACCCUUAUUCGUGGCUUCUCGGACUCCAACUCUCCGCAGAGAGCUUUAACCACAUUUGUGGAAAUGUGUCGAAAUUUGAACCCUGAUAGCUAUUCUUUUGCUUUUAUUCUCAAGGCGGCGGCUCUGUCGAGGUGUUUUAGGACUGGGGUUCAGCUACAUUGUAUGGGGAUGAAGUAUGGGCUUGAUACUCAUGUGUUUGUUGGGACUACAUUGGUGAGCAUGUAUGCGGAAUGCGGGGGUUUGGAGUUCGCACGGAAGGUGUUUGAUGAAAUGCCUGAGAGGAAUGUUGUGGCGUGGAAUGCGAUGGUUAAUGGGUUUUGUAGGGGUGGUGAGUUGAAGGGUGCGGAGGAGGUUUUUGGGUUGAUGCCGGUGAGGGAUUUGGAUUCUUGGAAUGUGAUGCUUGCGGGGUAUGUUAAGGCAGGGGAGGUGGAGGUUGCGGAGAAGUUCUUUUUGGAGAUUCCGGAGAAGGAUGGUGUUUCUUGGAGUACUAUGAUUGUUGGGUUUGCGCAGAAUUGUUGUUUUGAUUCGGCUUUUGGUUAUUUUAGGGAGAUGCAAAGAAUUGGGAUGAGAUCAAACGAGGCGAGUUUGACAGGAGUUCUGUCUGCAUGCUCACAAGCUGGAGCAUUUGAGUUUGCGAAAAUCUUACAUGCAUUUAUGGAAAAAUCGGGGUUUGUUUGGAUUACUUCUGUGAAUAAUGCUCUACUGGAUACUUACUCUAGAUGUGGUAAUGUGUGCAUGGCACUUUUGAUCUUUGAAAGAAUGCCGGGAGAAAAGAGUGUGAUUUCCUGGACAUCAAUGAUUGCUGGAUUAGCAAUGCAAGGGUAUGCUGAAAAGGCCAUGGCUCUUUUCAUGGAGAUGGAAGUGUUUGGACUGAGGCCUGAUGGCAUUACUUUCAUUUCUGUACUUUAUGCAUGUAGUCAUGCUGGGUUGAUUGAAGAAGGAUGCAGGUACUUUUCUAAGAUGAAAGAAAAAUAUGGCUUAGAACCUACAAUCGAGCAUUAUGGUUGUAUGGUUGAUUUAUAUGGUCGUGCUGGACAAUUGCACAAGGCAUACAAUUUCAUUUUACAAAUGCCAAUACCUCCUAAUGCCAUAAUUUGGAGGACUCUUCUUGGGGCUUGCAGCAUUCACGGUAACAUUGAAUUGGCUGUGCAAGUAAGGAAAAGUUUAUAUGAGAUGGAUCCAAACAAUUCUGGUGACCAUGUUUUGUUGUCGAAUAUAUACGCCGCUGCUGGUAAAUGGAAGGAUGUUGCUAGUGUGAGAAAGUCAAUGACAAGUAAGAAGUUAAAUAAAAAUCCAGGUUGGAGCAUGUUGGAAGUUGACAAAGUUAUGUACAGAUUUGUGGCAGGUGAAAGGCGAAAUAAGAUCACAGAAGAGGCUUAUGACAAGCUUGAGGAGAUUAUGUUGAAGUUAAAAUUUGAAGGAUAUAUACCAGAGUCUCGAGGUGUUUUGCAUGAUGUAGAAGAUGAAGAAAAGGAAGAUGCGGUGUCUAAACACAGUGAGAAGCUUGCUGUUGCAUUUGGGAUGACAAGAUUGUGUAAAGGAAGAGUGCUGAGAGUUGUUAAGAACUUAAGGGUGUGUACGGAUUGCCAUAUGGUGAUGAAAUUAAUAUCUAAAGUUUAUAAAUUAGAAAUAGUUCUGAGGGAUAGAAGUCGGUUUCAUUCUUUCAAAGACGGUUUAUGUUCGUGUAAAGAUUACUGGUGA